AUGCUGUCAUGUGUUCCAUUUGGGCACUACAUUGAGAUGAAAUAUAUUUUCUCCACUUGCUUUGUUUUGUUUUGUGUUUUAUAUAUUACAUUUCUAUGUUGCUUAUGUCGUAAUGUUUCAUCUAUCUUUCUCAUGCUUUCUUUCUGGUUACAAAAUCCUCUAUUUAUAUCAAUCACUAAUGGUAGCUUCAUUCUAUUGAACAGCACCUUCAAGAAGAAGGCACCAAAUGCCAUCAAGGAGAUCAGGAAGUUUGCACAGAAGGCCAUGGGAACCAACGAUGUCCGCAUUGACGUGAAGCUCAACAAGCACAUCUGGAGCAGUGGCAUCAGGAGUGUCCCGAGGAGAGUCCGUGUCAGGAUUGCCCGCAAGAGGAAUGACGAGGAGGACGCUAAGGAGGAGCUGUACUCUCUGGUCACAGUUGCUGAAGUUCCCCAGGAAGGUCUUAAAGGUUUGGGUACCAAGGUUGUGGAGGAUGAGGACUAA
Messenger RNA from Triticum turgidum subsp. durum (durum wheat), 483 nucleotides. Lineage: Eukaryota; Viridiplantae; Streptophyta; Magnoliopsida; Poales; Poaceae. The record is from the annotation of a GenBank genome assembly.